AUGUUUCUGUGGAUUGUUGGAGUGUUGUCGCUGUAUGUGUCGUUGCCCUUUGUGAAAUUUCUCCGUAGCGAUGCUGUCUCUUGGCAUGACAGGUAUGUGCCAAGAGGUAAUUUCACAGAGUGGGUGCAUGCACAGAACUCCAUUGCUCUGGAGAGGUUGCUGGACAACUUCAUCGAUGAGAACGGUGCCAUACUGGCUUCACCCUCUCGAAAUGAGCCCGAUUACUACUACCAGUGGGUAAGAGACAGUGCUAUUGUGGUCAAUACAUUAGUUAAACAGUUGCCUGCAAUUGAACAGAACCUGCAAUAUGAUCAAUUGGUGCAUAGGAGGAUACUCCAGUUCUUGAACAACUCGUUUGUGUUGCAACGCUUGGAUAAUCUCUCCGGUAAAGGAGUUCCAACUUCAAUAAGAGGGUUGGGUGAGCCCAAAUUCAACGUUGACAACACCCAGUUUAACGAAAAUUGGGGCAGACCCCAGAAUGAUGGCCCACCUUUACGAAUAAUUACCAUCUUGAAUUACUUACAACAUUUGAACAACACAGGUAAACAGAUUGAUCACAUUAUUACUCAUAAUGCCAAAGAGGGUUUCCUACCUUUCAAGGUAACAAAAGAUAUAUUUGACAAUAUUCUAUUUUGGGAUUUGCAAUUCAUAGUCGAUGAAUGGAAAAGUGAAAACUUCGACCUAUGGGAAGAAGUUAGGGGACAUCAUUUCUUCACCUCUGUUAUGCAGCUUUAUGCAAUUGAGAGAACAUUACCAAUCGCUAAACAGAAUCACUUAUUGAGAAAAAAAUUUGUGGAAUCUCUGGUGGAUACUAGACAUAAGAUUCGUGAAUUCAUAUUAGACAAUAGGACAGGGUUCAUUUCAAAAUCUGCUAACCACAUCAUAUCAUGCCCGGAGAUCUAUGGCAAGCGCUCGGGUUUAGAUAUUGCGACCAUAUUGGCUAGUAUUUACACCCAUGAUGGUAGUAAUACAUCUGAACAUCUAGACUUAUUUCAUGUGGACAACCGCUAUAUACUGAAUACAUUAUAUGGUCUCACCGAAUCCAUGUCAGACUUGUACCCGAUAAACAAAGAGAACGAGAGGCAUUCAAAGAAGCAUAAUCUAGCCGCUGUGGCACUAGGUAGAUAUCCGGAGGAUGUGUAUGAUGGUGUCGGAAUAUCAGAAGGUAACCCAUGGUACUUAGCCACUGCUGCUGCCGCCGAACACAUGUACAAACUUGCAAGAAAAUUCAUAGAAGAUGAAAAAAGUAUUCCAAUUUCUCCAAGUGACGAAUUUUGGAAAUUUAUUAUCGAGACGGAUAGUAAAGAUAAAUUUGAUGUGAAGUAUCAUUCACACGCAUUCAAUGAAACAAUCAAAUCAUUUGUUGCUUUAGGGGACUCGUUUCUCGACAAAAUCAGAUUACAUGUAGCCGACGAUGGAUCUAUGAGUGAACAAAUAAACAAGUACACAGGGUAUAACCAAGGUGCCUCUGAUCUAACAUGGUCUUAUGGUUCUUAUUUGAAUGCGUAUCAAGCUAGAGAGGAAAUUCUAGCUUAUUUAUCGCAUUGA
Messenger RNA from Nakaseomyces glabratus, 1548 nucleotides. RefSeq names its product glucan 1,4-alpha-glucosidase (gene SGA1). Lineage: Eukaryota; Fungi; Ascomycota; Saccharomycetes; Saccharomycetales; Saccharomycetaceae. Gene Ontology annotation, molecular function: glucan 1,4-alpha-glucosidase activity. Gene Ontology annotation, cellular component: fungal-type vacuole. The record is from RefSeq and is a predicted model, not a curated record. Gene Ontology annotation, biological process: polysaccharide metabolic process.